Messenger RNA from Microdochium trichocladiopsis, 1795 nucleotides. RefSeq lists its product as uncharacterized. The transcript is spliced from 2 exons. The coding region runs from base 110 to 1606 and encodes 498 amino acids. The record is from RefSeq and is a predicted model, not a curated record. Lineage: Eukaryota; Fungi; Ascomycota; Sordariomycetes; Xylariales; Microdochiaceae.
UCUUGUUCCAGCUCGGGCCUUAGUCGUCUGCAGGUCGUAUAGCAGCAAACAUCUCCCAACGUACACCGGUUUCGUCCAAUUCAGCAGAGAUUGCAAAAGGGUCUUCCUGAUGACUGAUCCCGCCAGGGACCCGGCGCCAGGUUGGGAUCCGCUGCUCGCUUCCGAGACACAACCUCAGCCCCGGCCAUCACGAUCGCCCAGCCCCGUGCUUGAUGCACGUUCGUCACUACCGCAGCUGCCACCUGCGCCACAGCAGCUAGUCCCGCAGGCGUCUUCCUCAUCGUUUGACCCCACGGAAGACGACGAUCCAGCAGCCGGUGCGGUACUGCCCGCUCGGCCGGACAAGGGCAAGGCUCCACUACGCGCUGAUGUCGGAGACAUAUCAACAGCAGGUCCGGCUGGACUUUCCGCCGUUGCGAGCCAGAACACUAGUGAGCCUCUAGCGGAUGAUGAGGUCGAUAACGACCCGUGGGGGUGGUCGACUCGGCCGCGCCGCCCGCGGAAGGCCAAAGCGGCAUCUGCCAGCUUGCGCCCUGCUGACGAGCCUCGCAAUCAUCCCUCGGCAGGACCGAGAGCCACGGAUGAGCCCUCUGCCUCGAACACUGGCCACCAAACUUGUCAGCAAGAAAGUGGAAGAGAUCUCGGUGCCUCUAGCGGGGGGUCCGAUGGCAGCAGGGAAAACAACCCAGGGCCGUCUUCUGCAACCGCUGACACAAGCACAACAGGAGCUCAGGAAGACGGCUUGAUUUCGUCGUUCAGGCCAUUACAGAUUGGCGAUCUGGGCUGGGAGGCUUCUUCGGGUCGGCCUCCUGUGAAGCUACCUAUACGUUUCAAGGAUGCUCUGGGCAGGAACUUCAUUUUCCCCUGGGAGAGGGCGAAAACGUGGGAGGGCAUGCAGACACUGAUCAAUGCUUGCUUCACCCAUGUACCAGCUGUGGGCCCGGACGUCUUCCGUGGCCGGUAUGACUUGUCUACAACGGCGCCAUUCCCACAGAACAUCCAGCGUGUGAUGCAAAGCACAACUUCUGCGAGCACGGAUAACUCUCAAAUACCCUCGGCCACGGCAGACUCAACGGGGAAUACGCUUCAAUCAACCACUGCCUCGCGUUCGCCUGGCCCCGCCACGUCUCCGAUCGUGACAGUCUCACCAGGAGCUGUGGCGGCAAAUGGAGACGACUUGGCAAGCUCACAGACAACUACUUCACGAGAUCUGGCAACGGUACUGCUGUUGCCGGAAGUCUGGGACAUGUUGAUAGAGCCUGGCAUGCUUGUAACACAGCACAUGUGGCCACUUUCCCCAUCUCCCACUCUACCGCCGCCACCGUUGCCUCCACCGCCGCCCAUCCCCGCUCCGGGCGCCAUGCCUAUGCCCGGCAUGCAUGGAGCGAUGCCGCCGGGACUUGGCGGCCGAGGCGUUGUUGGGCCUGGCCGGGGCCGCGGGCGGGGCCGCGGUCGUGGAGCGGGGCCGUUGCCCGGAGGUCCGGGUCCGGCGCCACCGCUUCCGCCGCCACCGAUGCAGUGGGGUCCUCCUCCAAUGCUCCGACCAGGCGUGCGUGUCAUUGCAACCUCUACGCGGCGAUCGAAGACGAGGAAGCGACGAGCCUAACGGUCGAUCAGAAAUGCGAGACGACGUUGGAGCUGUUCCAGUCCAGACCCGACCCGAGGAGGGAUGUGAAGGAGGCAGAGAGGGCACGUGCCGGUGGCGCUGCCAAGGCUGCCGACUUGACUUACAACCAGCGGUUCAGCGGACGUCAAUGCCGGCGGCUUGGGACAAGAGAGACUUCGGCCUAUUGGG